UGAUACACAGAGCCAGCUGGGUUUAUCAGACAGUGAGCUGGGAACACAGAGGGAAAGAUACAACGAGGAGAGCAAGAGAUAUAGAGGCAAGAUUCAGUGAGUGUGUGUGCAUGUGUGUGUGCAGCAGCAAGUACCUUCUGGCAUCUGAACCAAUCAAGAGCCGUGCAGAAAAAUAUAGACAGAGGGAGCCCAUUUAGAUUCUUAGUCUGAGAGCUAGACAGUGUGUUUAUUGAAUCAGAGUCAGGGAGAGGGAACGGAAGUGUCUUCUUUGGAGGAGCACAGCUCACCCUUUCUCUUGUUUGCUGAGUCGUGCUGGGUGAAAACAGAUGGACAAGAUGAACCACAGCUCAGCUGAAGCAGAGGCUGAAAGCAUAGAACCACUGCGUUACCUCAGCAAAGGGGAGGCGGCAGCUAUAGAGGCAGAACUGCUGAAAGACUACAGGUUUGGACAACAGCAGCUGAUAGAGAUUUGGGGACAGGCGUGUGCCCUCGCCAUCACUAAGGCCUACCCUCUCAGCUCACUAGCAAAGAAGCAGCCAACAGUGCUAGUGAUCUGUGGUCCAGAUCAAAAUGGCUCCAUUGGCUUGGUGUGUGCCCGACACCUGCGCAUAUUUGACUAUGAGCCCACCAUCUACCACCCAAAGCGUUCGCCUCACAGUCUGCACCAGGAUUUCACGGUUCAGUGUGAGAAGAUGGACAUCCCUUUCCUCUCCUAUCUCCCAACAGAGGUGCAGCUUAUAAAUGACGCCUACAACCUAGUGAUUGAUGCCAUGCUGGGCUCGGAGUCAGACUGUUCCAACAUUAAGGAGCCAUAUUCUGGUAUCCUGGUCACGCUGAAGCAAAUCAAGAUUCCCAUUGCUAGUGUGGAUGUGCCUUCAGGUUGGGAUGCUGAAGAGCCAAGUCAGGAUGGGAUAAAUCCAGAAGUUCUCAUCUCUCUAACAGCACCAAAAAAGUGCGCUAUGAAUUUCUCUGGGAAGCAUUUCCUGGCCGGGCGCUUCCUGCCCUACGACAUUCAGAAAAAAUAUGAGUUAAAUCUUCCAGACUACCCUGGAACGGACUAUCUUAUAGAAUUGUAACACAUAGAAAUGUAAGAGCCAGUGCGGUCUCUCUUAACUUCUUUGCAUUUUAUAGAUUGUUACUGUGAUUUAAUGUUAACAUCUCAGCUGUUUAGAUCUGGAAACACAUUAGCCAAAUGUGCUGUUGAGCUACUGUAGAAAGAUGAUAUUUAGAAGCCGUGGUUUGAGUUGUGUCUGUUUAGGGAAUGGCAUGAGGAGUUUAGUGUCAGUCAAUUAGUAAAAGUUCUAGCAUUACACUGUUUCUGAUUUCCAGUCAGCAAAGAAAGACUUAUUUAUAGGAUGCUAAUUACAGGAAAAAUUUCCCCUUUGAAUAAAUAAUUUUGUCGUUCUUAAGUUUACUUUGCGUUCAUCUUACUACUUGAGUGUGCUGCUGCAAUGAUCUGGAGUAGGUUGUAAAUGUUCUAUGCUUAUUUCUUUAUUUGUUUGGUUUGUUUAGUUAGCCUUCACCUCAGUAUUAUUUUGUCUUGGUUACCUCAUUUGCUUUUAUAUAAGGCCUGCACAGUUCUUGUUGUCCAAUAAAGAAAAGGUUACAUUUCAAAAA
Molecule: messenger RNA, 1617 nt
Organism: Melanotaenia boesemani (Boeseman's rainbowfish)
Lineage: Eukaryota; Metazoa; Chordata; Actinopteri; Atheriniformes; Melanotaeniidae
Gene: yjefn3
Product: YjeF N-terminal domain containing 3
Exons: 6
Coding region: 327-1076 (249 amino acids)
Cellular component (GO): mitochondrion
Molecular function (GO): NAD(P)HX epimerase activity
Source: RefSeq, a predicted model, not a curated record